Molecule: messenger RNA, 4259 nt
Organism: Verruconis gallopava
Lineage: Eukaryota; Fungi; Ascomycota; Dothideomycetes; Venturiales; Sympoventuriaceae
Exons: 1
Coding region: 184-2871 (895 amino acids)
Biological process (GO): mitotic cell cycle; meiotic cell cycle; microtubule nucleation
Cellular component (GO): equatorial microtubule organizing center; gamma-tubulin complex; centrosome
Molecular function (GO): microtubule minus-end binding; gamma-tubulin binding
Source: RefSeq, a predicted model, not a curated record
AACGACGCGAGGGCAGUGUUCAAUCGCACGCGAAGCCACGCUAUCCUUCUACUUGCGGAGAAAUGAGGUAGAAAAAUCCCGCGGUUAUCGAGAAGGCCGCGGACUUUUGCACUUCAUUGUUGGCAUCGAACCCCGAUCACACAAAAUAACGCGUGUUACAGAUGACGCGGCCGCGGACUGACGAUGGCGCAAACAUCAAGGAUAAACGCUAUCCUUGGUGAUCUCGUCGACUCGUUUGCACAACUGGCUGGCGAUAAUAAUCCCAGGAACCUCAAACAGUCCAAGGAUUUAGCUAACAAGCAAGUAAAAGCGCAUCAGUAUGUGCGCACCAAUCAAUUCGAAGUGGAAUCCUCCAUCUGCGGGCUGAUUGAGAAGUUCUCCAUUGUGAACCGGGACGAUCUUGCAGAAGCAUUGACAAAGCGUCUGGACGAGCUUCGAACAAAGUCGAAGAGCAAGUGGAUGCCUGAGUUGUUGUCUUUGCUUUUGAAUUUGUCGGAUCGCCCAGAUCAGAAGUCGACCUUGGAGGCUCUUGAACUGCUGAAACCACCUUCACCUCCACCAUCACCUGUGACAUGGGAAGAGCUUGAUGCAGAAGAACCUCUCACGGGUGAAGUCUGGCAGGAUGAAUCGUACUCAAGUGCUUCCGAUGACGAGGUUGAGCUCACCAAGAAGAGCAACCUAUAUGUUGAGACCAAAGCCACCUUGGAAGAAGCAGUCACGGAUGAUAUUCUGCCCACUAUUACGGAGAAUAUACCCACAGAUGACUUUAAUAAACUGCAAGCUGUACAGUUCUGGACGCAGGCAGAUUUAGGCAGCUCGCAACCUCAGCGUUUGACCGAGCUCCAAAUCAUCAGGGAAGUCUUACACAUGCUACACGGCCUACCAACAUCCAUUUUCGCAAUAGACGAACAAAACACACUAGUCUAUCAUGCCGCAAACAUCUCGAUACUGCAGAUUAGCUUGUCAGGACUUAACGACGUGCUGCAGUCCUUUGCGAACAUUGGCUCAGAUCUGCUGCGAUUGCGAUCAUGGACGCGUAAAGGCCAGAAAGUACCGCUGCUUCAAGCUUUCAACCAUGCAGUCAGUCAGCAAUUGCGCGACUUCGACCAAAAAAUAGCCGACAUUGAGACGCGGUUCGUAAACCCGCAUUCCGCUGUUGUGAUCAGCUUGUUGAAAGUACAUCGAGAAGUCGAAUGUUUCAGUCGACCUAUCUCCGCCAUCAGCGCGCUUGCUUCAAGUGUUCCGGAACAUGGAGGUGGCUUUAUUUGUCUUGAGCUUCUCUAUGAUCAAAUAUGCUUGUUACAAGCCGCCGGCGACGACGAGUGCAGCAGAGAACUUGGCCACGUUUUCUUUGCAUGCCUUAAUGUGUACCUCAGACCUAUAUCGCAGUGGAUGGAACAAGGUGUCGCCCUUGAUAAUGAUGAAAGCUUUUUCAUCUCCGUGAUAGACAAAGGGAGCCCUGCUUCCACAUUGUGGCAUGAUCGUUACAGCCUUCGUAAGACGAAUGACGGGGAAUUGCAUGCACCGAAAUUUCUGUGCCCUUCAGCAAAGAAGAUUCUUAAUGCUGGCAAGAGCAUUGUGUUUCUGCAACAUCUGGGGAAGGACUUGCGGCAAACAACCGACGAGCUGACACCUGCACCAGAGUUGACGUACGAAUCGGUUGUUGGCUGCUCAUCUGCUGUGCCUGGCUUACUACCCUUCUCUGAACAGUUUUCGACCUCUUUCGUUCAGUGGAUAGGCAGUAAGUAUGGUCCGGCAUCCUCCAUUCUGCGGCAGCAGCUGUUGGCAUCUCAAGGUUUGCUGCAAUACAUCGACACCCUUGAGCAUGUGUACUUCUCGAAAGAUGGUGUUUUAUUCCAAACCUUUGCCGACGAGUUGUUCAAACGCAUUGACGGCCGAGGACGCGAUUGGAGCGACAAAUUCUUACUCUCCGAGCUUGCACGUCGUACAUUUAGCCCUGCUUUGGGAUUGGCGAAACCAUCUAAUUUGAGUGUACGCAUAGCGCAGCUGAACCACUCCGCACAGAGCGUGAAAAUAUUAAGUUCAGUGUUGGUAGAUCUCACUCUGCCGUGGGCCAUACAGAACAUCAUCCAGCGUUCUUCGAUUCCGACCUAUCAGGCUGUCCUCUGUUUGCUGUUGCAGAUCUACCGCGCGAAGGCCCUACUAAGGACUGACAGCUACAAUAUCCGCACAUGCGGAGGCCGAUCGCGCGCGCGUCUGGCAAUUGGUAUUCGGCAGAAACUGAUGUGGUUCGCCAACACCAUGCAUUCGUACGUCACGGAAACCGUAGCGCAGACAGCUACUCAGGAACUACGUCAGAAGCUUGCGGAUGUCGAAGACAUAGACGGAAUGUGUGAUGUUCACGACCGAUUUGUUGCAAGAUUGGAACUGGGUUGCUUGCUUGCCAAAAACCUUGCCCCGAUCUAUGAUAGCAUGAUCUCCAUGCUCGAUCUGGCCGUUGCGUACUGUGGAAUGCAGAAUACUUCUAUGGAAAGCUCGGGCUUGCCCGAGAGACAAUUUCGUGUUCAUUCUCGGCGUGGGCGAACGAGACGUCGAGCUGAUCGUGACAGCGACGAGGAUGAUGAGGACGACGAUGACGAUGACGAUGACGCAGAGGAUUCUUCUAUUCUGGACGCGGAGGGCACAGAGAAAAGCAGCAAUGGUGAGGAAACGAGAAACAAAGGCGAACAAACCGAGUCAUACGCACAGCGACUUCAAACGUUGCACGAUCAAUUCUCGCGGUUAUUGAAUUUCACGGUUGCUGGACUUCGAGGAGUAGGUCGAGCAGGUGGAGAACCCGCUUGGGAGAUGCUUGCGGAUAGCUUAGCGGGGGGCACAAACAAACGUGGUCGACGUUAUAUUUACGACUGAUCUGGAAUGUCUGUGGCCGACGCCGUUUGAUGACAAAGGCUGAGCUACUCUUACGUUUCGCUACAAGGACCGGGAUGGAGAAUUAAGCGUGUUUUCUUAAUUCAUGCAGUGCCGUCAUUAAGCUACGCGCGCAAGAUUGACAAAUUGUCCAGCCCUGCAGUGAGCCAUCCACUGAAGACGGUCUUGGGACACCAUGCAAGGCAUUGAAGAAUCAAUCACUCAGUCGCGGAUGGAAUCAACUCUGUGCGCCGAAGUGCGAACCAAAUUGACAAACUAGCGUUGCCUUCCAACACCUGUGGGGAAAUAUGCGAUUAUGCCAGAAUAUACAGGCGUGAUAAAAUUAUCGACCUCCUCUCCACAAUGUAGGGAGCGCGGACAAAAUUUAGAAUGGUGCUUGUUUGGACGUGUUUGUCUCCUUUCUUGGUGAUUGGGGACCUGCACUCCUUCGAAUGAUUCCGAAGGUCUGCAAGAAGCGUCCAAGCGAGCCAUGUAAAGAACGUCGAGGGAAUUGUGGAAGAUUCAGCAAACGCGGAACAUUUCCAAGGACGAACUUGGACCAGCUGUAACGAGUGAGAGACAUUGAGAGCGAGAAAGGAAAGCAUCACCCGUCAACGGGCUCGAAAAGAACCUACGAAACGUUGCACGCCGGGCAAUUUGGAUCCCCGAGAGCUUUGCGACUCUGGGCCGUUCUCACUCCGUCUCCGUGAACGGCCCGGGCGCAAAAUCUCACGUCCUUGCCGGAACCGCUGCUUUUGUCGUAUAGUCGCUACAAGACGGGACACACUUUGUUCCACGGUUCCCCAUCGCUUCUCUUUUUCCUAGCCGCAUUUCAGAGCACCCACCAUGACAUUGUGCAGAUUUCGACUGUGUUCUAGUGGUGGCUUGCACGACGUUGACUUUCACAUGCACAAGAGCAGAGCUGGAGCGAGAGAUACUUGAAGUGACGUUAGGUUGCGCUCGGCUCAGCUCUCUCACGGCUUAUCAGAUAGAUCAGGUGCCUUUCAAUGGCAGUGAGCCACAUGGCGUGCGCAAAGCAGAAAAUCCUUUCUGCUCUAUCCGUCCUUACUGCGCUGCCGCCCCCUGAUUUGUUGUCCCAGCUACGAGCAGACUGAUCCAUCUCUCACACUUGUCAAGACACAAAUGGCGCGAACCCGUGGCAAGCGCUGCAACCCGAUGUUGGGCAGGAAGAAUCAUGAAGUCGCAGCGUCGUUUCAUGUCCAGUUGCGUGUCCAGCUCGUACGUCUCGCCGGGGUGUUCGAGAGGAGUGUGGGAUGGGCUGCGGAAGCGACAAGACUGCGGAAAACUAACUCUGAAGCAUGUUAGAAGCACGGCAUUUCAGAACGAAAAUUGCAUAAUAUAGUUUUCCAGCCAGGGUCGAACAAAUCAAG